Molecule: messenger RNA, 741 nt
Organism: Folsomia candida
Lineage: Eukaryota; Metazoa; Arthropoda; Collembola; Entomobryomorpha; Isotomidae
Exons: 3
Coding region: 82-387 (101 amino acids)
Source: RefSeq, a predicted model, not a curated record
UAAUAAACUUGCCAAUCAUUAGAGAUAAUACAGAAAGUUGUAAGUUUGAAAGCUUCUGGCGUAAGAAAAUUACAUACAAAAAUGGCUCGACUUUUCCUACACGUUACUGUUUUCGUCAGUGCAUUAGUAGUUGUAAGUCAUCAAUCUCCGCAAAGAGACUAUUCGAAACCUCAAAUUACCAGUUUUGCCAGCCCAUUUGCACCCCCAAUGCCAGGGUCAGGAAUGGCACAAUUUUCAAACCCUUUGGAGAAGAAAGGACCAAUUGGGAACGUUAUUGCAAACGCGAAGGGCGAAGGUGGCAGUACAUCUGCAAAUGGCUAUUCAGCAAUUGGUGGGAAUGUACUGUCGAAUGCCGUAAGUGCACCUCCGCCAGGAUGGAAACCAUAAAGAAAUUCAAAAAAACAAAAAUAUACGGACAGUGGAAUUAUUGGAUAAAUCCAAAACAAAAACAAAUUUGGUCAUACUUUAUGACCACGAUGAAUUGAAAUAAACAAAAAUAUUUAUUUUCUGUAUAUGCUAAAUUGAGCUGGUUAGUUGUAGGUAAAUGCAAAAUUCAGCAUGUUUUAUUAAGUUUUGUGCUGCUAAUUAUAUAACUCAUAUAUGUACCCACAUGUUUGUGUAUACGUAUGUAAAAGCACUAACGACUGAGGAGUGCGUACAUAUGUCCCUUCAAAUUGUUAAUUAAUAUGCUUAUUCUAAAUAUGAUUAUUUUUAGCCAAAAUUCAUUUGCAUACCCCGAGG